Molecule: messenger RNA, 2519 nt
Organism: Oryzias latipes (Japanese medaka)
Lineage: Eukaryota; Metazoa; Chordata; Actinopteri; Beloniformes; Adrianichthyidae
Gene: khdc4
Product: KH domain containing 4, pre-mRNA splicing factor
Cellular component (GO): nucleus
Molecular function (GO): RNA binding
Source: RefSeq, a predicted model, not a curated record
ACAAGGCGGAAGCGGAAAUAGAGGAACAUUGGCUAACAACUGGGAGCUCUCUCUGCUGAACCUGUUCUCAAGUCAAGAUUACUUCUUUAAUUUGCCUCCGUGUUGAUAAGGUUUUCUCCGUUAAAGGGAGUAUUAAUGUCCUUUUGUGGAACACAGAAUAGUGGGCGCCGUAGUAAAUGGGACCAACCUGGUCCCGGGUCGGGCUCCUCCGGUGGGAUGGGGGGGUCUGAGGCUGCGCCCACCGGGGCUCUGGAUGCUGCAGCUGCGGUGGCCGCAAAGAUUAACGCCAUGUUGGUCGCUAAAGGAAAGCUCAAACCCUCCCAGAUAGGAACAUCGGGGCUGUUGGACAAGACUGUGGGUGCUGGAAAGUCUGCAGUGCCUCCAAAAGCCAAAGAUGAUUUGGUUGUAGCCGAAGUUGAGAUCAACGAUGUCCCGAUCAACUGUCGAAACCUCCUGACACGCGGACAGACGCAGGAUGAGAUCAGCAAGGUGAGCGGAGCCGCAGUUUCAACCAGAGGUCGAUACAUGACAGCAGAGGAAAAAGGCAAAGCGCUUCCAGGGGACCGACCUCUGUAUUUGCAUGUUCAAGGACAGACAAGAGAGCUGGUGGACAGAGCUGUUAAUAAAAUUAAGGAGGUCAUCACAAACGGUGUGGUGAAAGCUGCUACUGCUUCGCCGUCCUCAUCUUUCUCCUCGAGUGGAGCCCCAGUCACAGUGUACCAUCAGCAGAACCCCCCUGCACCCUCACUGCCCGUCAUGACCAACCAGAAACCUCACUUUCAGUCAGGGAUGCACUACGUUCAAGAUAAAGUCUUUGUGGGGCUGGAGCACGCCAUCGCAGGAUUCCCCGUUAAAGAGCGAGUAGAGGGCGUAGGCUGUUCGUAUCUUCAGCACAUUCAGGCUGAGACGGGGGCCAAAGUCUUUCUCAGAGGAAAAGGAUCUGGCUGUUUAGAGCCAGCUUCAGGACGGGAGGCCUUCGAGCCUAUGUACAUUUACAUUAGUCAUCCUAAACCAGAAGGACUAGCAGCAGCAAAGACGUUGUGUGAAAACCUUCUUCAGACUGUCCAUGCAGAGUAUUCACGUUACCUUAGUCAAAUGAGCACGAUAAUGCCAGCACAGCAAGGCUUUACACAGCCCUCAGUGGUCAAUGGGGUGCCUCCUCAGCCCCCGUACUACCCUCCAGCUGGUUACCAAUCAGGCUAUCCCCUGCCUGUGCCCCCACCUCAGCCCCAACCUGUCCCUCCACCAUAUAACGUACCCCUUCCUAUUCCUCCAGUGGCACCAGCAGGUGUGCCAGCUCAGUACCCAGUUCGCCCUCCAUGCCCGGUUCCAGCUCCUCCCCCCAUUCCUGCUCACCCUUUGGCUCCAAUGCCGACUCCCACGGUGGCUCCUGGACCAGCGCCUAUUUUGCCACCAACUCAGGCCCCAGAGAUUCUGCCCCAGACUCUUCCUCCUGUCCAUUUUCUUCCCUCUGCUGCAGCACCACCCAAAGCUCCACCUCCAGCUGCUCCCACCAGCCAACCACAGAAGAGACGUUUCACAGAGGAGGUUCCAGAUGAGAGGGACAGCGGCUUGCUUGGAUACCAACAUGGACCCAUUCAUGUGACUAAUUUAGGUGCAGGCUUCUCAGUGGGCAGCCCAGACUCUUCAGGACCCCCAUCACAGAGUUCCUCCGGCUUGGCGAGUGAGAGGAACAGUCGGCAGCUAAUGCCUCCACCACCGACCAUGGCUGUGAACGGAGUACGACCCAAAACAGAGGAGAAGAGGGUACCCCCAGCCCCUGUGGAGCCUGUAGUGAAACGACUGAGAACAGGUCUGGUGGCAUACAGCGGCGACUCCUCUGAUGAAGAGGAAGACCAACCCACCUCCAAAGCCUCAGGGCCAGGUAACCCUGGAGUAGCUCCCCCUACCUCAGCCUCUUCAGGGUGGACACCAGGCUAUCGCUGUCCUCCCCCACUGCCCCCCCGGGCCAAGACGCAACCACAACAGCAGCCCAUGCCUUUCUGGAUGGCACCGUAACACAACAACUACAAAAAAAAGAGAUUUGUCAGUGUCCUACAGGAUGUUUGUUCAUAUCCAGCUCAGGCCACUGAUGCCUGCUGCUCACAUGUGGAAGAUUCUUAAAAGCGGUUUGUUGAUUUCAGUUAUUUUUAGUAAAAAAAAAAAAAAAAAAAGAUGUUUUGUACAAAUCCAGUGUUUGUUUGUUUUUGCAUACAGAUUGUGUAAAGAUGAACUUUGGCAAAAUAAUUCUUGAUUUUAUUUUGUGUAGAUAGUCAAAUGAGGGACAUUUUUUCUGGUUAAUGAAACAUUUAAGCAGAAACCUUUUUUUUGUUGUUGUAGUGUCAUUGUACAUAUAGAGUAAAACACAGGGCAGUUUUUAUCAUUUUCCUCCUUUUUCACCACCUUUUUUUCCUCUUCAAUUUUUUGUUUUUGUACAGAUCAUAUUCAUGUUUUGUGUAGGGCGCCUUCUACAUUUACUUCAAACAAAAAAAAUAAACUUAAUUUAUUUGUGUGCUUGA